This is a messenger RNA of Ostertagia ostertagi, 1842 nucleotides long. NCBI's taxonomy places the organism in Eukaryota, Metazoa, Nematoda, Chromadorea, Rhabditida, Trichostrongylidae. The record is from the annotation of a GenBank genome assembly.
AUGGAUACUUCGCUGGCGUCAUUUCGUGUUCAGGAGCGUCCGUCGAAGCGUUCAUGCAUCGAUCCGUCACCUACCGCACCGCCCGACAAAUUUGACCAGGAUGUGGCCAUGCUUCUUGAAGAUCAAAGUCUUCCGCAACACCUGCGUUCUGUUUUGUCGGUUCUCCUUGAGGAUAAGUUCCUCAAUUCAGUUCUGUGUCGAAAUCGUGAGCUUGUUGAAGAAGUAGCGUCACUUAGGUCUCAAAACGCUGAGUUAAGAGCCAUUAUUUCUGCUGGUUCUAAUGCUGCCCCGUCCCAGUCUCCUGAUGUUUCUGCGCCUGCUGCUAAACCUCUUAGCCCUCCCUCCAUGACUCCUCAAGAAAUGGAACGCAAGCGUUCAAUUGUCGUGAUCGGACUUCCCGAAAGUUCGGGCACAUUGCCCAGCGAUAGGUUAGUGAAUGAUACUAACUUGUUGAAGCGUAUGUUCGAUUUUCUUGAAAUUGAGUGCUCACCUAUGUCAGUUUAUCGUAUGGGUCGUGUUGACCGUUCGUUUCCUAGGCUAUUGAAGGUCAUCUUACCAUCAUCAUUCUUUGUAAGCCAGGUGCUACGCCAUGCACCCAACCUUCGGUACUUCUCUAUUCCAAAAAUAAGGCCCUCCCUUACCAGGAAGCAAAGGAAUAGAGCUCGCACGAAGCGUUUGGCACGACGUAACUCUUCGUUGUCCAAAACUACGCAAGUUCAAUCUCAAAGCCUUUAUAAAAAUGAUCAACUAUAUGAUCCUGAUAUAGUUUUUCUAUCUGAAACAUGGCUCAAUAGAAGUGCAGUGUGGUUACCUAUUCCUGGUAGUAACGGUCCGCAGUACGAAGUUAUCAGGUGUGACCGCAUUUCCAAAAAGGGGGGUGGAGUGGCUAUCAUGACCAAGGUAACCCUCUCUCCUGUCAUUGUUUACCGCGAGAGUUUCCCGAAGUCACAUGAGUUAAUAUGUCUAGACGUUACCUCGCACAAUAUACUCUUACGUCUUAUCACGGUAUACAGAGCUCCUUCAUCAACGAUGGCGUCGACCAAUCACCUUUUCAAGGCGAUGAGUGACCUUAUAUCCUCUGAUCGCCAUUGUGUAAUUGCAGGAGACUUCAACCUCCCUGACAUCAAUUGGGGUAGUCCCUGUGGCAUAAUCAAAGGCUCUAGUGCUUCUGUCUCAUUUCUUGGUCUAUGCAGAAGCCAUCUUCUCAUCCAACAUGUUAAGGUUCCCACCCUAGGGAGCAACACUCUUGACCUUGUUCUAACCAACAGAGAGGAUCUUAUUCACAGCUUGGUUGUUGCCCCGCCUCUUGGUUCUAGUGAUCACAACAGCCUCCUUUUUGAUUUGAACCUUCCGGCGGUCAAGAAGCUGUUUGUUAAGAAGAGAGUUUUCAAAAAUGCUAACUAUAAUGUUAUCAAACAAUACCUAGCUGGAAUAGAUUGGUACGGCUUACUCACUCUCGCUCAUUCACUUGAUGAAAUGUAUGAACUUUUUAUUGCAAUACUGCAUCACUGUAUAUCGAUGUUUGUUCCCCUUGUCCAGGUUCCCUUAUGCCGGUCUCACUUGCCGCUAUAUCUACGACGCCUCUAUCUUGAGAGGACCAAGGCUGUCACCUUGAAUGAUACCCCUGAGUAUCGGUGUAGGUUCCAACGGAUCAACGCCAAGUUUGAGCGUAAACUUUGGAAGUACAAUUACUCAGUGGAGAAGAAGGUUAUUGAGUCUAACGAUAGAAAUGCAUUUUAUAAGCUUGUUAAUUCGAGGCUUAUUCAGAAACCAAGGCUCGGGUGCCUCAAAGAUAGUGAUGGCACCACUUAUACCAGUGACAUGGAUCGAGCGGAAAUUCUU